Messenger RNA from Sorex fumeus (smoky shrew), 323 nucleotides. It is a transcript of the gene SPINK4, whose product is annotated as serine peptidase inhibitor Kazal type 4. The coding region runs from base 21 to 281 and encodes 86 amino acids. Lineage: Eukaryota; Metazoa; Chordata; Mammalia; Eulipotyphla; Soricidae. Gene Ontology annotation, molecular function: protein binding; serine-type endopeptidase inhibitor activity. The record is from RefSeq and is a predicted model, not a curated record. The transcript is spliced from 4 exons.
CACACCAACCCACGAUCAGCAUGGCUGUGGCCCUGCGGGUGCUUGUCCUGGCCUUGGUUGCCCUCUUUGUCGUGAACAGGGAUGUGUCUGUGUCGGCAGAAAAGCUCGUUUUCUCGAGAAUGCCCUUCUGUGAACACAUGACGGAGUCUCCAGAUUGUUCCCCAUCCUCCAACAUGGUCUGUGGCACGAAUGGGGUCACGUAUGACAGUGAAUGCCACCUCUGCAUGGCCCGCAUGAAAACCAAAGAGGACAUCCAGAUCGUGAAGGACGGCAGAUGCUGACUUCUGAGCAGCUCUGAAGCUUCAGGAUGGAGAAAAGUGGUG